This is a messenger RNA of Myodes glareolus (Bank vole), 4599 nucleotides long. It is a transcript of the gene Lman1, whose product is annotated as lectin, mannose binding 1. Gene Ontology annotation, biological process: endoplasmic reticulum to Golgi vesicle-mediated transport. The record is from RefSeq and is a predicted model, not a curated record. Gene Ontology annotation, cellular component: COPII-coated ER to Golgi transport vesicle; endoplasmic reticulum membrane; endoplasmic reticulum-Golgi intermediate compartment. NCBI's taxonomy places the organism in Eukaryota, Metazoa, Chordata, Mammalia, Rodentia, Cricetidae. Gene Ontology annotation, molecular function: D-mannose binding.
CGGCCCCUGCGUCCCCAAAUCCAAGAUGGCGGGGUCCAGACGGAGGGGUUCCCGGGCUGGAGCGCGGCCGUUCCUUUGCGCCCUGCUGCUGUCUUUCAGCCGAUUCGUCGGGAGCGAUGGCACUGGAGGCGACGCUGCGGCGCCCGGCGCCGCGGGCACCCAAGCCGAGUUGCCGCACCGCCGUUUCGAGUACAAAUACAGCUUUAAAGGGCCGCAUCUGGUGCAGAGCGAUGGAUCUGUGCCCUUCUGGGCCCACGCGGGGAAUGCUAUUCCAAGUUCAGAUCAAAUUCGAAUAGCACCAUCAUUAAAAAGCCAGCGAGGUUCAGUGUGGACAAAAACGAAAGCAGCCUUCGAGAACUGGGAGGUGGAAGUGACAUUUCGAGUGACCGGAAGAGGUCGAAUUGGAGCUGAUGGCCUAGCAAUUUGGUAUACAGAAAAUCAAGGUUUGGACGGCCCUGUGUUUGGAUCAGCUGAUCUGUGGAAUGGUGUUGGAGUGUUUUUUGAUUCUUUUGACAAUGAUGGAAAGAAAAAUAAUCCUGCUAUAGUAGUUAUAGGCAACAAUGGACAAAUUAAUUAUGACCAUCAAAAUGAUGGCACCACUCAAGCUUUAGCGAGUUGUCAGAGGGACUUUCGUAAUAAACCCUAUCCUGUGCGCGCAAAGAUUACCUAUUACCAGAGGACGCUGACGGUCAUGAUCAAUAAUGGCUUUACACCAGAUAAAAAUGAUUAUGAAUUUUGUGCCAAAGUGGAAAAUAUGAUUAUCCCCCCACAAGGGCAUUUUGGGAUAUCUGCGGCAACAGGAGGUCUUGCAGAUGACCAUGAUGUUCUUUCUUUCUUGACUUUCCAACUAACUGAGCCUGGGAAAGAGCCACCUACGCUAGAAAAGGACAUCUCAGAAAAAGAAAAGGAAAAGUACCAAGAGGAGUUUGAGCACUUCCAGCAAGAACUGGACAAGAAGAAGGAGGAAUUCCAGAAAGACCACCCUGACCUCCAGGGGCAGCCAGCGGAUGACAUAUUCGAGAGCAUAGGAGAUCGCGAGCUCAGACAGGUCUUUGAGGGACAGAAUCGUAUUCAUCUGGAAAUCAAACAACUUAACAGGCAGCUGGAUAUGAUCCUUGAUGAACAGAGGAGAUAUGUGUCUUCCCUGACAGAGGAGAUCUCCAGGAGAGGAACAGGGACCCCAGGGCAGCCGGGGCAGGUUUCUCAGCAGGAACUGGAUACUGUUGUGAAGACCCAGCAUGAGAUUUUGAGACAAGUGAAUGAGAUGAAGAACUCCAUGAGUGAAACGGUGCGGCUGGUCAGUGGCAUCCAGCACCCUGGCUCGGCAGGCGUCUAUGAGACCACUCAGCACUUCAUGGACAUCAAAGAGCACCUGCAUGUCGUGAAGAGAGACAUCGACAGCCUGGCACAGCGCAGCAUGCCGUCUAAUGACAAACCAAAAUGCCCAGAACUACCGCCAUUUCCGUCGUGUUUAUCCACAGUCCACUUUGUGAUAUUUGUAGUCGUGCAGACAGUGCUGUUCAUUGGCUAUAUCAUGUACAGGACUCAGCAAGAAGCAGCUGCCAAAAAAUUCUUUUGACCUUCAUUUUCCUGUAUGUACAUCAUGUAUGUAUGAAUGUGCAAAUGUUGUCUUUUCGAGGGGAUUUGGUAUUUAAAUGGCUCCAUAGUCUAAGUUAUUAAAUUUUGUAUAAAAUAGCAUUAAUUUUUCAGUAAAAAUAAAUCUUCAAGACAACCACAUUUUGUUCAUAGUACCACAUGUCUUUCCAUGUCAGCGAGCUUCUGGUAGGCAAAGUGCAGCCACUGAAGAAAAUGAUGACAAGGCAAGACAUAAAACAGGGCAGCCGCCGGCUGUGGGCAUUUCCCCUCCAGCUCCGCUAUCGGAGGGUUCUUUCUAUAUUUAUAUAAACGAGGUCUAAACAAGAGCACCCUAUUCAUGUGAGUCUUGUAACCAAAGUCAUUUUUAGAAGUGAGAAUUCCCGAUCCAAGAGUGAGUUCUAGAGUCCUUUGGUCCCAGCACAUCUCCCUGUGGAAUCAAUGAUUUGUCUGAGAGCUUGAAGCAUUUAAUGAAAUGAUUUCCCCCUCAAUCUUGGAUGUGUAUUUCACUUCUAAAGAAAACUUCUGUGGGAAGUGAAUAACUACUUUUUGCCUACAUCAUUUAGUUGAGAACAGUCUUAUGAUGAUGAUUUUUAAUGGAUAUUUUGCCUGUUGGUAUAAUCAUUCAUGAUGGCCAUUGUCUUGAAUAUCUUCGUUCUAAUAAUGUCAAUUUGAUAUUACAGAAAUAAUUUUUAUACUUUUAAUCUGUGGAAUUUUUUUCUCCCAAUCUGUCAAACCUGUAGUUAGCUCUAAUUACAUGUUCUACAGCUAUUUUAAAUUCACAGGACUUACAAUACAUUCUGGUUUAUAUUACUCUGGUUUGUGACUUUCAAAUGUAAAUUGAGGGGGCUAUAGCAGAAGCAGCUCUGAGCUAUUUGAAAACAAGUUUGUAAAGUAAAUACUUCCUGUUUCUCCUUUAAAUGCUAGAUAUAAGGAUGCCGUGAAGCGUCCAUUGGUGAAUUAACCAGGAAACAUUAGGCUAGCAAGAGCUGAUAGCAGCGCACGUUAGCUGUAGGUAUUUGAGGAACCACCUGUGACAUUUUCAAGUGCAGAUUUCACUUUUCUUUUCACAGCUGAGCUAGGACUUCCGCUGGCUUCAAGACAAUUUACCUCUUAUUAAAGUAAUGGUCUCGUUUGCUAUGGGAUCCAGAACAACACUGUUUAAGAUAUGCAACUAAAUUGUUCUAAGCCUUCGUAAGUUUUCCCUCAAAUGUUACUUGCAGAUGGGCUAACAGCCUAAACUCUAUGUGAAGACUUUAUAACAGCGGUCUGUGCUGUGCACCGUGUGUGCCGUCCUGCCUCGCCUCUUCUGCUGGCGUUCCUCUAGAUCUCAGACCGUGUCCUUGCAGUGGCUGCAGAAACUGCAGCAUACAACACUGCUCACUUUCCCCUCUGCAGCUGACGUUCUGAAACUCAUGCUCCACAAGUGUCAUCUUCCAGAAUUUACUUACAUUUUAAAAAAACUUUCAGGAAAAAAAGCCAAAUUGUAGUCAUUGGGAAAUCUUCUUGAGAUAAAAGGCUGCCAAAGCCAGCGUGACAAAGUCCACAGUCAUGUGUGCCUGAACAUUAAAGGAACCCCAGAUCAGGGCAGUGUACACUUUGCAGGCUCAAGUCCAGGGGAAGCGCGCUGAUCAUUCCUGACGUGAUUCUAUAGGGCAGCUAGUCCCUAUAGAAGGAGUGGAAUCAUUUUACUUGUUAAUUGCUUAAAAAUCACUCAGCAAGAUCGUUCACACAGUAUGUCUGUCUUUGUUUUCCUCAUGAUCAUUAAAUCUGAAUCUUCUGAGCAAAACCCUGCUCUGGGGGAAAUUAUCACUGCCAGAGUUCCUCCGUUCUGUAGUGUUCUGUGUAACUGGAAUUGUUCACUUCUAACACCAGCAAGUAUUUUACAGGUGCCUUGGAUUAAAACAAAAUUUAUUUUAAAACGUUAAUGUAAUUUUAUGAUGCCACUUUUGAAAGAAAUUGCAAUUAUGUAUUUGCUGAUAGAUUUGUGUAAUACGCUGUUUUGUUACAAUUAUUUGAAUGCUUUCUUUAGCAUAAAAUUUCCCCAUGAAGUCAUACACAAUAACAGCGUUUUGUCACGUAUCAAAGACACGUCAGUGUUUUUCAGGACAUGGCCUGUGGACCAGCCAUUUAGUUCCUGAAAUGCUUAUGAGGAAUACAGAUUCCAAGGCUCCAUUCCAAUCUAGCCACAUCACAAAUCAGGUGGGGCUUCAGAGUGUCCAUUCCACAGACACCACUGACAGCUGAGAACCACUAAAAUGAGGAGUAGGGAAAGCCGUGUGUGUGGUGGGUGUUUGUUGGCUGGAAGCUGAGCUACGCACGUUUUCGCUGUCAUUGAGAUCAGCAGCUCUGCUGCUUCUUCUGUGCUUGUUACUGUUUGUUUGUUAAAGCUCGUUGUUCAGCAGCAGCUACAAACCAACCGCUGGUUGUCAGCUGACCUCUUGGCGCGACAGUGAUGACUCUGAACCUUGCAGAAUCAUCUGUGGCUCAUGGCGAAGCAUACGUGUGCUCGUCAGGAAGCCUGCCUGCCGGAGCUUGGCCUUCUGAUUGUCUCCAGGUUUAGCUCAGACAGCUGCACAUGUGAUAACUUGAGGACAAUGGAAAAGACUUGAAUCAGGGCUUGCUCACCUGCUGCUCUGCUGAGAAUCGGUCUCUGUAAAGAACUGACUGGUGGCCGGGGUCUGAGGCCCUCGCAGGGCCUAGUGCUGGCUGGAGAAAGGUGAUGAACAAAUUAGUCAUUGGGAAUUUUGUAUUUGUAAGAUUUAGGGUGAGAUCAGCUCUUGCAACUUUUUAAAAUCUGUAUGUUGCCCGUUUUAAGACAUUUCCUUUAUGAUGUUAAAGUUUAAAGGGUCUUCUCUCCGCUGUCAGUUUCAAUUAUAUAACAUUUUGUCAAGGUUUUUUGUUGUUUGUUUGUUUUUGUUUUGCUUUUCUGAUUGUUACUUGAUGCUAGCUGGAAUUCAGGAAAUGUCAAUGACCUUAUUCAAAUAAAAGAAAUAUUUUAGUAAA